CACUUUAACAAACCUCUCUUAUCUUCUUCUCUUCUCUCACUCGCUCAGAAUUUCUGAACUCUAUACUAAAUUCAGUAGUAUCAAUGGCAAUUUCAUCAAGAUAUGUAGCUUUGUCCAUGUCUUUGGUUCUUGUUAAUCUGAUCAUGUUCAGUAACUUCUCAGAAGCUAAAGAUUUCUUAGUUGGAGGGAAAUCAAAUGGAUGGGAAAUCCCAUCAUCACCUCAAUCUCAACCAUUAAAUCACUGGGCUCAAUCUUCUCGUUUCCAGCUUGGGGAUUCUCUAGUAUGGGAAUAUGAAACAGGAAAAGACUCAGUGUUGCAAGUAACAAGAGAGAGCUACUUGAACUGUGUUUUGACAAAACCAAUUGCUGAAUACAAAGAUGGUAAAAACACUAAAGUUGAAGUCAACGAAUCUGGUCCUUAUUAUUUCAUCAGUGGAGCUAAAGGGCAUUGUGAGAAAGGCCAGAAAUUGAUUGUUGUUGUCAUGGCACCAAGAAGUACUGCACCUGCCCCUUCACCAGUUGAUGCACCAGCUGUAUCUCCCACUAGUGGUGCUACUACUACUAUCAGCAGCAGCUCAAGAUUUGGAGGAGUUUUAUUGAUCAUGGGUUUGGGAAUCGCUUUGGUGGUUUAAAAUGGGAAAUAUUUUUUUUAUUGUUGAUGAAAUUUACAAAAAUUUAUUGAUAUCAGAAAUUCAAAUUAUAAUGAAUGAAAUCUGGGUUUUUUAA
Messenger RNA from Papaver somniferum (opium poppy), 726 nucleotides. RefSeq names its product early nodulin-like protein 1. The record is from RefSeq and is a predicted model, not a curated record. The transcript is spliced from 2 exons. Gene Ontology annotation, molecular function: electron transfer activity. Lineage: Eukaryota; Viridiplantae; Streptophyta; Magnoliopsida; Ranunculales; Papaveraceae. The coding region runs from base 84 to 632 and encodes 182 amino acids. Gene Ontology annotation, cellular component: plasma membrane.